Messenger RNA from Syzygium oleosum, 1411 nucleotides. RefSeq names its product protein NEN1-like. Lineage: Eukaryota; Viridiplantae; Streptophyta; Magnoliopsida; Myrtales; Myrtaceae. The transcript is spliced from 6 exons. The coding region runs from base 99 to 1208 and encodes 369 amino acids. The record is from RefSeq and is a predicted model, not a curated record. Gene Ontology annotation, molecular function: nucleic acid binding; 3'-5' exonuclease activity.
AUCACACUAUAGAGUCCACACACCCCUAUCUCUAAUUACGCAAGCACUCUCCAUCUCUCUCUCUCCCUCUCUGUGCAAGCUUUCUCUUGGAAACAAGAAUGGAUUCUUCCUGGCCGGAAGUUGUGAUCUUCGACGUAGAGACGAUCAUAGAAACGGAAGCCAUCAUAGAAUUCGGGGCCAUAAUCGUAUGCCCACAAACGCUGGUCGAGAAAGAGUACUUCUCUUCUCUGGUUCGGCCCCGACACGACUGGGAGUUCGGAGAAUUCGAAGAACGAAGUAAUGGACUCAGAAGAGAAGAUAUCAUUUCCUCCAACAUCUCCUUCUCGGACAUCGCUCACACCGUCUAUGACAUGCUUAACGGAAGAAUUUGGGUAGGCCACAACAUCAAGAACUUCGACCGUGGAAUUGUUGAGGACGCGUUCCACGAAAUCCGGCGGCCGCUGCCAGAACCCUUGGACGUAAUCGACACGUUGGAGUUGUGCGAGAAGUUUAGAGGGGAAGUUGACAAUCUAGCGAUGGCAACACUUGCAGAAUACUUUGGUCUCGGAGAGCAAACACAUAGGAGCUUAGAUGAUGUGCGGUUGAAUCUCCGGCUAUUCCAACGCUGCGUCGAGGUUUUCUACCUGACGGAGUUCUCAAACCUCUUGAUGAGGGCUGUGAAUAACAACGGCGUUCCAAGGUUUUUAGACCCUGGAGAGGAUUCCAUUCAUACGCUCAGAGCUCAUUGCGACUCCUGUGAUUCUUUGGAUCAAGUAGGAGAUGUGUAUUUGCCAAUCUCUUGUGCUUCUCUGAACGUGAGGUGGGGGAUCGAACCAAUAAGGUUCUGGGACGACAACGGCCGCCCGAAGCUGAGCUUCGUGGUCAACGCACCGGGCAGCCUGAGCACGAUGCUAGAAGAAUGCGAUCGGAUGGUGGAAGGGUUGUUUAGGAAAUUCGGGAUCAACUCCAAGUGGACAAAAGUCGUGGACAGAGGAAGGAACUCCCCCGCAGUAAGGUUGCGCAUCACAAAUACAGCAAGCAAGCAGACGAUAGUAUGCAAGAGGAUAGAUUCGGGAAAAACAAAAAGGCUCGUCUUCGAUGAGAGCAAGCUCGGGACACUCAUCACUCCAAGCACCCAGUUGGACGCCUACUUCUUCUUGGAACCCUACGACUAUCAAGGGUUCGCUGGUAUUAGAUUAGUGGCUCAUAAGUUGGUCAUGGAUCCCUAGUUUCCAACUGGCGUCGGACAUCCCCAACGACGUGAAUGAAGAACAGUACGUCUAUACUAUAGUAUCUCUAUGGAGAUGUUGGAGAGUAUGGUGUGCAGAGAGUGUGUAUCAGGGAAUCACUAUAAUAUGUAUACAGGCGAAGCUGCUGAUGACAUUUUAAGACUUUGCAUAAUAUUAACUUGUUGAGAUGUUUUCCUCUGUUA